Molecule: messenger RNA, 1677 nt
Organism: Trifolium pratense (red clover)
Lineage: Eukaryota; Viridiplantae; Streptophyta; Magnoliopsida; Fabales; Fabaceae
Product: replication protein A 70 kDa DNA-binding subunit B-like
Exons: 12
Coding region: 1-1677 (558 amino acids)
Biological process (GO): DNA repair; DNA recombination; DNA replication
Cellular component (GO): nucleus
Molecular function (GO): DNA binding
Source: RefSeq, a predicted model, not a curated record
AUGGCUAAUUCAGGAAUGUAUGUCAAGAUGACUAAGAUAUCUGAAAUUACUAGUGGCAAAAUUGACUUUCAAUUGAGAGUACGUGUAAUCAAUUUAUGGUCCACUCCAGAUCGUGCUAAUCUUGCUGAGGAUGGAGCUCUCCACAUGAUUUUUCUUGACAAGGAUUGUGGAAAGAUAUAUGCAACGGUUAGGAAAGAUUUACUCCCUCAGUUCAAAGAUGAUAUUGAGGAGGGUGCUGCUUAUGUUAUGGAGAGAUUCAUGGUUGGUAAGAAUGACUCUUCUUUUAAGAGCACCCCUCAUAAGCACAAGCUUAAUUUCAUGCGUGGUACUAAGCUAAUUAAAGUGAAAGCUGCUGAAAUACCAUCAAACCAUUUCAAUUUUAUGCCUUUCCAUGAAAUUCUCACCUCUACUAAAGAGGACCAGCUGCUUGAUGUCAUUGGUCAUGUUGUUGAGAAGAAUGCUAUGAAAGAAACUGAGAAAAAUGGCAAGAUAAGUAAGGUCAUGGAUGCUACUCUCGAAGAUUUGGAAGGGAAUAGAAUCCAUUGUACCUUGUGCGAUGAUUAUGCUGAAAAGAUGCAGCGAUUCCUUGAUAGCAAUGAUCCAUCACUUCCUGUGAUACUUAUUUUCCAACUGUGUUCAAUGGGGGUUUCCAACUCUUUUUAUGGAUCAAAAUUGUUCUUGAAUGUUGAUAUGCCUGAGGUUGCUAGCUACAUAGAAAGGAUGAAUGCUGCAAAUGUAGAGUUAACUCAAGUUGUGAGUCAAAUGUCUGGACCACCUGUAGUUAGUGUUGCAGAUGAUUUGUUGCAAACACCUAGAAUGACAAUAGAGGAUCUCAUUGAAUCCACUGAGAAAUGUAGUGGCUCUGUUUUGGCUUGGGCUUGUGAGUUUGAUAUGGAUGCUGGUUGGUUUUAUCAAGCCUGUACUAGGUGUGCUUCUAGGAUCAAUUUUGUGGCAGGACAACUAUAUUGUGACAAGUGCAAAAUGCCAAGAACUGCCAUCCCAAGGUACAAGAUCAACCUUCAAGUGAUUGAUAACACAGGAUCAAUUACUUUUGUUAUGUUCGAUCGUGUGGUUUUCCAGGUUGUCGGACUAACAGCCCAGGAUUUGCUAGAUUCCAUGAAUAAUGAUCCUAACUCAGCUUCUUAUCCACAAGCACUUGAUGUGUUUAUCAACAAACAAAUGCUCUUCAAAGUUGAAGUGUCCGGUGCCAAUUUGUAUCGUAAUUGGCGUGGUUACACUGUGAAGAAAGUGACUUCUGAUGAGGAUAUUAUAAAGAGUUUCGCUUCUCUACAUGGAAUAGAUUUGGAUGUUAAUGCUGACAACACCAAUUUCGACCAGUUUGGGUGUGAUUUAGGAACCGAUAAUCCUCCGGUUCUACUUGAUGGAGUUGAAUCAAGCAAUAAUGUGCAUGACAAAGUCUCUAGCUCUGUCCACACUCCAACUAGCAAGUUGGCUGUCAAAGAUGUACCUGCCAUUGAUAGAGGUGGCGCAUCCUCCUCUAAGAAACCAGCUGCUCAGAGGGUUAUUGACCUUGGUGAAGACAAUGUGGCUCCUACUGCUGUAGAUGAUCCAUCCACAGGCAGUGUAGAUGGAAAAAAAACUGCUGAUCUAGGAGAAGCCCAGCUUGCCACUGCAAAGGAAGUCAAUCUGCUACCUGUGAAAAUUGAGGGUCCUUAG